CCAGGCCGCCAGCCAUCACGGGCUGUUUCCUUCUCUUUCCGCCUCGACAAAAGCGCCUCCCCGGGACUUUCCUCUCCUUUCUUCUCCUCCGCCUCUCUCAGAGCGAACGACGACGACGCGAGCCGGCGAGGCGGAGGCGUUGGCCCGCCGCGAGAUGGUGGCAGUUUUAGAUUAUCUAUGCUAGUUUGGUUCUUGUUACAUUCCCAAAAUGGUGAAGCUGACAAUGAUAGCACGUGUCACUGAUGGCCUUCCAUUGGUGGAGGGGCUAGAUGACGGUCGAGAUCUGAAGGAUGCUGACUUCUACAAGCAGCAAGCAAAACUGUUGUUCAAGAACUUAUCAAAAGGACAACAUGAAUCAUCAAGGCUGUCAAUUGAGACUGGACCAUACUUUUUCCAUUACAUCAUCGAGGGCCGUGUAUGCUACUUGACAAUGUGUGAUCGUUCUUAUCCAAAGAAGCUUGCAUUCCAGUAUUUAGAAGAUCUAAAAAAUGAAUUUGAGAGAGUCAAUGGCAACCAAAUUGAAACUGCUGCGAGGCCAUAUGCUUUCAUUAAAUUUGACACGUUCAUCCAGAAAACCAGGAAGCUGUAUUUGGAUACGAGAACCCAAAGGAACCUUACCAAGCUGAACGAUGAGCUCUACGAGGUGCACCAGAUUAUGACUCGCAAUGUUCAAGAAGUUCUUGGUGUGGGUGAAAAACUAGACCAGGUGAGCCAAAUGUCUAGUAGGUUGACCUCUGAUACCAGAAUGUAUGCAGAUAAGGCAAAGGAUCUCAAUCGCCAGGCCUUAAUCCGGAAGUAUGCCCCUGUUGCUAUUGUGAUUGGGAUAGUACUGAUGCUGUUUUGGGUCAAGAACAAGAUAUGGUAGUGAAGCUGGGACGUCGUCCAUUACGACCGCUGAGACCCUUCCGAGUUCUUGGCGUCGAUGGCUGAACAGAUGCUCCUACUACAGCUUAUCCCGCAUCUGCCUAUUCAAGCGAGUACUUUGUAGCCGCCCAAACAAGAGUAGCAAACAGUAAACCCGUCGUGUAGUAUAGACCCUGGUUAUGGAGCUGAUCUUCAUGGAUGUGUUCCAUGAAUUCUUGUAUCCCGCACAUUCCAUGACUUCUUGGAGCCCGCACAUUCCAUGAACUAAAUAGAUUUGUACUACUUUCGGCCUUUCGAUCUCCGAAAUGGUAAUGUUUUUUGCGAGCUC
Molecule: messenger RNA, 1192 nt
Organism: Brachypodium distachyon (stiff brome)
Lineage: Eukaryota; Viridiplantae; Streptophyta; Magnoliopsida; Poales; Poaceae
Product: 25.3 kDa vesicle transport protein
Exons: 6
Coding region: 209-865 (218 amino acids)
Biological process (GO): endoplasmic reticulum to Golgi vesicle-mediated transport; retrograde vesicle-mediated transport, Golgi to endoplasmic reticulum; vesicle fusion with Golgi apparatus
Cellular component (GO): endoplasmic reticulum-Golgi intermediate compartment; endoplasmic reticulum membrane; Golgi membrane
Molecular function (GO): SNAP receptor activity
Source: RefSeq, a predicted model, not a curated record